Messenger RNA from Rosa chinensis, 1740 nucleotides. RefSeq lists its product as uncharacterized. Bases 1 to 1740 code for a protein of 579 amino acids. NCBI's taxonomy places the organism in Eukaryota, Viridiplantae, Streptophyta, Magnoliopsida, Rosales, Rosaceae. The record is from RefSeq and is a predicted model, not a curated record. The transcript has 5 exons.
AUGUUCUCGGCGUCAGAGAUUGAUGUUGAGGCCCUUGAUCGUACCCUGGAGGCGAUUGUUCCAUCGGUCACGUCCCAGAUGAAUGAGGAGCUCAGUGCCCUGUAUACUAGGGAGGAGAUCAAGCUUGCUCUUUUCCAGAUGUACCCACCUAAGUCCUCAGGACCAGAUGGGCUGAUUCUCAAGCAAAUUAAUUUCACGCAUAUUUGUCUCAUUCCGAAGGUAGAUAAUCCUGAGAAUAUGUCGGACUUGAGACCCAUUGCCCUCUGUAAUGUCAUUUACAAGAUCUGCUCGAAGGUGAUUGCUAAUAGAUUGAAGGUAGUCUUACCAUCGGUGAUCUCUCCCUUCCAGAGUGCUUUUGUUCCAGGGCGGUUGAUUACAGAUAAUAUUUUGGUGGCCAAUGAGAUGGCUCAUUUUGUACAUAAUAAGAGGGAUAGUCAAGAUGGCUACAUGGCUCUGAAACUUGAUCUAAGAAAGGCUUAUGAUAGAAUGGAAUGGGUUUUUCUAGAACAAGUUAUGAUUCAUUUUGGCUUUGCAAGGAGUUGGAUUGAAGUGGUGAUGCAGUGUGCUUCUCUUGGGGCGUGGCAAGAGCUAUUGGAAGUACUGGAGACUUAUAGGCGAGCUUCGGGGCAGUUGGUUAAUUUUGCCAAAAGCUCGGUGGUGUUUAGCAAGAAUGUAUCUGAGGAGGUGAAGGAGGAGAUCUCGGGUACUUUGGGUGUGGAGGUUGUGGCCUCACAUGAGAAGUAUCUCGGGUUACCCACUUAUGUGGGGCGCAAGAAAACUUCAACUUUUCAUUAUAUAAAGGAAAGAUUGGGUAAGAAGUUGUCUGCUUGGCAAGGAAAGCUGUUGAGUGGUGCAGGGAAAGACAUUUUGAUACGUGUAGUAGCACAUGCACUUCCUACGUAUGCUAUGAGUGUCUUCCAGUUGACUAAGAGUUUCUGCGAGGAUUUGGAACAAAUGUGUGCAAGAUUUUGGUGGGGUAGCACAUUGGAUAAAAGGAAGAUUCAUUGGAAAAAUUGGAAUGUUUUGUGCAACCCGAAGGAGGGUGGUAAACCGGUACCUUCGGCUUUGGCUAUUGUAGAGGUCAAUAAGGUGGAUAAUUUAUUGGUGGCUACGGGGGUGUGGAAUGCUCCAUUGAUUAACAGGUUAUUUUCGGAUGAGGAAGCAGCGGCGAUUAUGGCUAUUCCCUUUAGUACUAGGAAUGUGGUGGACCGUUUGGUAUGGAAGCUAUCACGGGAUAAGAAGUUCUCGGUAAAGACUGCUUAUCGCUAUGCUUUUACUCAUUCAUCAAGUUUUUGUCCCAUGCCUUUGCCGGUUGGAAGUGCAUUCUGGAAGAAGUUUUGGAAGGUGGCUAUACCGAACAAAGCAAAGAUACAUAUGUGGAGAGUGUGCCUUGACAUUCUGCCAUCUUUAGGCAGCUUGGCUACGAGGAGAGUAUUGUUGGAUUCUCUGUUGGCUAAUGUAGGAAUUCAUAUGACAAAUGAAGACAUAAUUGUCUCUGUUCUUCUUGGAUUGCCAUCAGACUAUACUACCAUGAAAACUAUAAUCAGGGCUAAGCAUAACCCCAUUUCAAUGCAAGAGUUAAGGUCUCUUUUGCUCAUUGCUGAAGCUGAAGUUGAAGAGGUUGACAAGUCUAUUUCCUUACCUUCCAAUACUGAAAUCGUAGCACAAGGUGAUAAUGUCAGAGGGUCUACUCCUGCACCAACUCUUGUUACAGAUGCCAAAUAUGACCAAAGUCGAUAA